AUGAUGGCAUCCGCAGUACUGGGUCCGGCCUCUAUAACGGCGCCCCCACCUGAAGAUAAUCACCGACCAACGUUGCAAGAAAGCAUGGAUGCCAGGAUGGACAUUGACCCACGGGUUGUGCCGACAGCGGCCUUUCUUCCAGACACUGGAGCAGCUGAAGAAAUCCACCCACAUUCGUAUACUGAAACACACGUUCGUAAACAGCGUUCCCCGCGGAAACACGAGAAACGGCGACGUGCUCCGUCGGACGAGUGUUUGCAGCGAUCGUCUGACAUGGACUGUGGACACUCCGACGACGGUACCGGCAGUACAGAGGCCGCAGUAACAUCCCACCCAACAGAUCGCCGUGGUGACGGCUUCAGUCCGUCAGAUACCACAGAACAGCAGGAUCACAAGCAGACAGCCGCUGCCGAUUCCAAGCCAGCACGUUCGUUAGCCAUUGCGGGCACUGAGACAGCAGCAACCACACUGGCGGACGCACUCGUCCUGCUGGGUCUGCACCCCGAGUGGCAGGAGGCUGUGCGGAAGGAGGUGGACGAUGUCUUCAGGCGGGGAGGUGCCUAUCUGAGGACGAGCACCGAGAACGAUCUUUCCAAGUUCAGAAUAAUGGAUGCCGUUCUUAAGGAGACGCUGCGUCUGUAUCCUGCAAUACCAAAUCCGCCGGUGAGCACCGAGGAAGACAUCCAGCUGGAAGGAACUGGGUACGUGAUACCACGUGACAGCCUCGUGCUCGUGUCCCUCAUCCUGCUCCACCGCCGGCCGGACAACUUCCCCGAUCCUGACAAGUUCGAUCCGGGCCGCUUCCUCGAAGGGGGCAGCGCUCGCUCGCUACCACCCGGCAGCUACCUGCCGUUCGGCGACGGCUCCCGCAAGUGCGUUGGCGGCCGCUAUGCCUUCCUGGAAAUGAAGACAGUGCUCGCGGCCGUCCUCCGUCGGUUCCGGGUAUUUCCCGGUUCCAGCAGGGAGGAGCUGGAACAGGUGGAGCUCUCCGUAAGUGGGUCGCCAGUCACUGGGUUCCGUAUCAUCUGCAUCCCCCGGAGCGACCAACCAGCGAAUUCUGUUCCACACGCUGUAAAUACAUGA
Messenger RNA from Schistocerca nitens (vagrant locust), 1083 nucleotides. Its product is annotated as cytochrome P450 4V2-like. Bases 1 to 1083 code for a protein of 360 amino acids. Gene Ontology annotation, molecular function: iron ion binding; heme binding; oxidoreductase activity, acting on paired donors, with incorporation or reduction of molecular oxygen. The transcript has 3 exons. Lineage: Eukaryota; Metazoa; Arthropoda; Insecta; Orthoptera; Acrididae. The record is from RefSeq and is a predicted model, not a curated record.